AUGUCUAUUGAAACGGAUGAACUAAAAAAGUACCGCCAGUUUUGGUGGAAAACUGGUAAUAUACAUCCGAAGGCCAAGCGGGAAAAAGCCAUUCAGGAGAAUCUAAGGGAUGAUAAAACAG
This is a messenger RNA of Acaulospora morrowiae, 121 nucleotides long. NCBI's taxonomy places the organism in Eukaryota, Fungi, Glomeromycota, Glomeromycetes, Diversisporales, Acaulosporaceae. The record is from the annotation of a GenBank genome assembly.